Periophthalmus magnuspinnatus is the source of this 714-nucleotide messenger RNA. Its product is annotated as hepatic lectin-like. NCBI's taxonomy places the organism in Eukaryota, Metazoa, Chordata, Actinopteri, Gobiiformes, Gobiidae. Bases 1 to 714 code for a protein of 237 amino acids. The transcript is spliced from 5 exons. The record is from RefSeq and is a predicted model, not a curated record.
AUGGCUAAAAUGACAGAAGAAAAUGUGUACGCUAAUGUUGCCAUGAUUGGGCAAAACCAAGGUAUGGAGCCUGUUCUUGGCUCACAGAGAAGGUCAAAGGUCACAGUGGAGAGGGUGGCUCUAGUGGUGCUCAGUGUGCUGCUUUUAGCUGCUGUUGCUGCUCUCACUGGAGUUAGUGCUAAAUGCUCAUGUGAAGAUAAGACUAAAGCAAUGGAAAAAAACACAACUGUACCAGGCCCCACUUGUCCAAACCACGUGGCCCCAUGUGGCAAAGACUGGGAGCUCCAUGGAACAAAGUGCUAUUAUUUUUCCCCACAUUCAGCCAAACUGCCCUGGAAUGAAAGCCGUGUGAUGUGUCAGUGGCUUAAUGGAGAUCUGGUGACGAUAGAGAGCAGAGAAGAGCAGGUGUUUCUGGAUGCUAAACUCCAAACACUGAUGUCUGAUCAUUUUGACAAGUUUUGGAUUGGGUUGACAGACUCAGAAUCUGAAGGGCGAUGGAUGUGGACAGAUGGCUCUCCACUGAACCAAAGUCUAGCGUUUUGGGUUGAUGACGACAAGAACAAGGAGCCGGACAACUGGACAGAGGAGGACCCAGACGGAGAGGACUGUGUGAGGAUGGGGCGAAGUGCGUUUAUGGGAGAGCUGUCCUGCUGGUAUGACCGCUCAUGCAAAAAGAAACAUCGCAGCAUUUGUGAAAAAAGAGCACAUUUUUAA